AUCACACCUGUGCGAGUGGGUGUGGCUUGGCAAGGUGAAGGAGUGAGGAUCCAGAACGCCGCUGCUCCUCACACGGAGCCUGAGGAGCCAUGGGGAAAGCAGGUGGAAGAGUAGACUUUGAAUGGGUCUACAACGACCAGCCGCACACAUCCAGGAGAAAGGAGAUUCUCGCCAAAUAUCCCCAGAUCAAGUCUCUGAUGGGUCCAGACCCCCAGUUGAAGUGGGUUGUAUCUGGCAUGGUCCUUACUCAGCUCCUGGCCUGUUACCUGGUCCAUGACCUUUCUUGGAAGUGGGUCAUCUUCUGGGCCUACGCCUUCGGAGGCUGCAUCAAUCACUCCCUGACUCUGGCCAUUCACGACAUCUCUCACAAUGUCGCCUUCGGAAACAAGCUAGCAAAGUGGAACCGCUGGUUUGCCAUGUGGGCCAACCUGCCCAUUGGCGUGCCCUACUCUGCCGCCUUUAAAAAAUACCACAUUGAUCACCACCGGUACCUGGGGGGCGAUCAAUUGGAUGUGGACAUCCCCACAGAUACCGAAGGGUGGUUCUUCUACACACCAGCCAGGAAGGUGCUGUGGCUGUUCCUCCAGCCGCUGUUUUACGCCCUGCGACCGCUGGUGGUCAAUCCUAAACCGGUGGGGCAGAUAGAGAUCCAGAACACAGUGGUUCAGCUCACUGCAGACGCAAUCAUCUAUUAUUUCUGGGGAGUGAAGCCCAUUGUUUACCUCAUCGCUGGAUCUAUCCUGUGCAUGGGAUUACACCCCAUCUCCGGACAUUUCAUCGCAGAGCAUUACAUGUUCAUGAAGGGACACGAGACGUAUUCUUACUACGGACCGCUAAACUGGAUCACCUUCAAUGUAGGGUACCACAUGGAGCACCACGAUUUCCCCAGCAUACCUGGAAGCAAGCUUCCUCUGGUCAAAAAAAUCGCAGCAGAGUAUUACGACUGUCUUCCCCAGCACACUUCCUGGUCCCGGGUCCUGUGGGACUUUGUGUUUGACGACAGCAUUGGACCAUAUGCCAGAAUCAAACGGGAGUACAAGCUGAGCAAACAGGAAUAGACCGCGAAAAAAACAACGGAGAAAAGUCAUUGUUUUAGGAAAUAUCAAGAUUGUUUUGCAGGUUGUGUCUGAAUGCAAAUUAUUGCACACCUUUGCCGUCUUGCAUUCAUGUUACUAUCAGGAAAAACCCCAGAAUAUUCACAUUUCUAUGGUUUAUGGAAGCAGGAAUUCAGCUCUGAACAGCUGGACGGUUUUCUUAUCAACUUGUGGUCCUUCCUCAAACCUUUAGCUGGGACUGUUGCCUGUAGCGGGGAAAAAACUGUGCAUGACUGGCAAAUAUUUCCUCAUUUAAAAUCUGUAAACUAUUGCAGAACCUGUUGGUUCCUUAUCUUGCUUGCAAUAAUUUGUCAGGUUUUCUAAAAAAAGAAAAGAAAAAAAAAGUUUUAAAAAACUGUUUGGUACCUCGAUUCUGUUUCACACGCAGCACGCAGAACAAAGCUGAAGAAGAAAAAAGGCGAUGAAAACGACUUUUUAAUUAUGAGAAGAGCUUUUUUUCAUCUAUGACGCCUCGUUUUGCCUGUUUGCAACACUGUAAAUACUCUGAUUACAUCUGGAGGAAGUGAACAGAGUAAAAUGUUCUUUAAAAGUAACUAAAAUUUGUAACUCAGUUUAUUUUUUUUCUACUCUGUCAUUUUCAAUAAAAUCUGUUCCCCAA
This is a messenger RNA of Oryzias latipes (Japanese medaka), 1713 nucleotides long. RefSeq names its product delta(4)-desaturase, sphingolipid 2 (gene degs2). The record is from RefSeq and is a predicted model, not a curated record. Lineage: Eukaryota; Metazoa; Chordata; Actinopteri; Beloniformes; Adrianichthyidae. Gene Ontology annotation, biological process: ceramide biosynthetic process; sphinganine metabolic process. Gene Ontology annotation, cellular component: membrane. Gene Ontology annotation, molecular function: sphingolipid delta-4 desaturase activity.